AUGGUGGUCGUGGAGCUGCUCACUCUCGACAAGCCCUAUCCACAGUACUCAUCGGAGCAACAUGCUGAGUACGUGUGCAAGCAAGGAGAACGUCCUGUGCUCACACAGUUUGGCAUUCCUCCUGUGCUUCAAGCGCUUUUGGAACAGUCGUGGGCUCAAGAUGUGCGAAGGCGACUCUCCAUGAAGGCCGUUUGUUCCCAGAUGCACUCGUUGACUGAGUGCACGGACGAUGAGCUUAGCCGGCUGCCAUUGAACGACCUUUCGAGCAGCAUGCAUACCAUCCAGACGCGGCCAGGACUCGAGUGUUCCUCCGAGUCGCCCGUUGUGUUUGAGUUCCCACCUCAGUUCCAACAUCUCCUGCAAGACUGCGAGAUUUUGUCGGAGUACUCGGACAUGGACAAUAGUAUGGACCUUACGCUGACAACGACAGCAUCAACGACAUGGCAAGACAGCGUCUCGACAUUCUUCUAA
Messenger RNA from Seminavis robusta, 471 nucleotides. NCBI's taxonomy places the organism in Eukaryota, Bacillariophyta, Bacillariophyceae, Naviculales, Naviculaceae. The record is from the annotation of a GenBank genome assembly.